This is a messenger RNA of Pseudozyma flocculosa PF-1, 3240 nucleotides long. RefSeq lists its product as uncharacterized. The record is from RefSeq and is a predicted model, not a curated record. Gene Ontology annotation, molecular function: nucleic acid binding; zinc ion binding; protein serine/threonine kinase activator activity. NCBI's taxonomy places the organism in Eukaryota, Fungi, Basidiomycota, Ustilaginomycetes, Ustilaginales, Ustilaginaceae. Gene Ontology annotation, cellular component: Dbf4-dependent protein kinase complex; nucleus. The transcript has 2 exons. The coding region runs from base 1 to 3240 and encodes 1079 amino acids. Gene Ontology annotation, biological process: regulation of cell cycle phase transition; positive regulation of nuclear cell cycle DNA replication.
AUGCCUCCCAACCCCACGGCAGAGGCGGUGCGGCAGCCCCUGACCACGCGCAACAUCGUCAGGCCCACCCGUGUCGGCGGCGAUGGCCUCGGCGGCGCCGUGGCAGGUGCCACGGGCGCUGGCGCCCCCGGCGACGACCACGACCACUCGCUCGCCAAGUCGCCGCAAAAGAGGGCGCAGGUGCCCGUCUACACUCGACCCUCGCUCAUCCCCAGGCCCAAGGCCGCUCAGGACGCCUCGGUGGCCCCGCCGGCGACGGCGGCCACGGCGCGUGCCAUGGCCGGCAGGAUGCACAGGGCAGCCCUGCCCCGCCUCGCCAGGCUGCCCGAGGCCGAUUUCGCCGCUGCUGCUGCUGCCGCCGCCGCUCCGGCCCACGGCGAGCCCAGCCCGCGCGACCACAUCACAACGCCAAAGAAGCGCGCCGUUCCAGUCGAGGAUGUCCACGUCCGCAACGCUCCCGGAGGCGGCAGCCCCAGCAAGCGCAGCCGCUCCUCCAAGAGCGGCACCGGGAGCAGCACCCACGAGCCCAGCACCGGCACCACCACCAGCCUGGCCCAGGACCUGAGCGGCGUCAAGGUGGCCGAGGCGACCACGACGACUGCCCCAGGUGGCGUCCCGGCGCUCGUCUCGACCGCCACCACCGCCGCCGCCAGCUCCAGCCAUGUAAGCAAACAUGCCUCGGUGACGACGCCCGGUGCCGCCCAUGCUGCUGCGCCUGCGCCUGCGCCUGCCCCUGCCGCCAUCGUCCGCCCCAUCCGCCCCAUGCACUCUGUCGCAGCGUCCAACACCAAGGCCACCACGACCCGCAUCGACCGCCAGUCGAGGGUGACGGACCAGGAGCGCGCCGCCCGCGACCGCCAGGCGUUUGAGGAACGCAAGAUCUGGAGGCACAAGUUCAAAAAGGCCUUUCCCAGCUUCGUCUUCUACUUCGACGCCUUUGACGAGGCCACGGUCAAGGACCUCACCGGCGUCAUCCAGUCGCUCGGCGGUUCUGUCGACCAGUUCUUCUCGCGCAAUGUCACGCACCUCAUCACCACCCGACUCGUCCCCUCGGCCACGGCCAAGACGGAGCGCCACGAGGACGGCAAGGAAAACAGCCCGACCAAGGAAGGCGCGACGCGGGAUGGCGCCCGUCACAAGCUGCUCCGGCCGACAGUGUCCAAGUCGAGGCUCUCGCCGACCAAAGGCUCCGCCGCUGCCGCCGCUGCCGCCGCCGCCGUCGCCGGCGGCGAGCGCCCGCCGCGCAACAGCCAGCCGCUCUACUCGGAGCGCAACCCCUUUGACGACGCCGGGCCCCCCGCCUCGGGAUCCAACGACAUCCUGCUCAAGGCGCAGAGCUUCGGCAUGAAGGUGUGGCGCCACGACAAGCUCACGACGAUCCUGCGGAUGCUCGUCGACGAGCCGGUCGUGUCGGCGGCGACGGCAGCGGCGGCGGCGGCCGCCCACGGCGCUGCGGCGGCCGGCAAGCAGCAUGACCUCUCGCAGAUGCUGGAGCGCGAGAAGCUCUACGGCACCCACGAGCGCGAUCCCAACGCUAGCCGCAACGACCACCAUUACUUCCGAAAGGGCAACUUCUACCUGCUAGUGGAGGACGCCACAAUGGAGCACCGUCCCAUCAUGUGCUCCGAGUUCGAGUACGGCCGGCAGCAGCAGCAGGAGGGCCUCGAGCCGCCCUGGCCCGUCCUCUACGGCGAGCUCGAGGGCCGCUGCCCCUUUACCCGUUACGACCUCACCGAGCAGCAGCGCAACCGCAUCGGCCGCGGCCGCAACGUGCACACGACGCUGCGCCGCGCCGUGUCGCUGAGCAACAUGGCGCGCAGGCACACGGGUCCGCCGUCGCCGCGACCGCCGAACGAAGGAUUCCUCGAGACGCCCCGCGGAGGUGGCUACGGUGGCGCCAACGACCACCACCACCACCACCACCACCCACAGCCGUACCAGCUCGCUUCGGGCAACAGCGUUUCGAUCACGUCCAACAUCGCCUCGACCACGUCGACCGCCUUGACGGACCAGGUCGGCACCAUUGCCGGUCUGCCGCAGGACCGCCGCGUCGCCGAGCUCAACCGCCGCAUGCAUACGCCGCUCGCCCACAGCCCUACGACUCGGCUGCCGGCCAGCCCAGCGAGCUUUAUCGCCGGCGCCGACAACAGCGGUGGCAGCGGCCUGGGCAUCACGGCCGCCGACGUCGGCAGUGGCUCCGGGUCGAGCAUGGCCACGCCGGGCGGCUACGGAGGCAGGGGCGGCGCAGGCGACGCUGCCAACCCGCACCACAAUACGCCGGCCGCGGCCGCCCACUCUCGCGGUGCCGUCGUGAGGCGGAUGCUGGGCAUGACGGAGCACGACGCCAAGCGCCCCUCGGUGCUUGCGCAGCAGCACGUGCAGCAGCAGCAGCAGCAGGCGGGGAUCCGCCGCUCGGUCAGCACCAGCGCCGUCGUCCCGGUCCGGCCGCAGGAGAAGCGGCCCGGCUACUGCGAAAACUGCCGGAUCAAGUACGACAACUUUGAUGACCACGUCAUCAGCCGCAAGCACCGCAAGUUUGCCGUCGACGACUCCAACUUUGUCGACAUCGACCAGCUCAUCCUGCGCGUCCAGCGGCCCCUCGGCGCCGGCUACAUGGGCUACUCGGGCGACGAGGGCGAGGGCGAGUGCGAAGCCGGACACGUCGGCGGCGACGAGGCAGCCUGGCAGCACUACGGCGGCUCGGCCCACGGCUACGGCGACGCCGAUGCCGAUGGCGAGGGUGAGGUCGACAUGGACCGCACGCUCGUCGAUGCCGCCGAGUACGACGACGAUGCCGCCGAGGGCGGAGGCUUCUACGAGGAGCACGAGGUCCAGUACGGCGACGGGGAUGGCGACGGCGACGAAGAGGCCGAGUACGAAGAGGAGGAGGAGGUCGAGGGCGACGAUGAAGACGAGGAUGACGAGCACGCCGAGUACGAUGACGACGAGGAUGACGACGACGACGACGACGACGACGAUGAGCGAGGCGAGGGCGCGGGCGACGUCAGGCAGAUCUACGACGAGGAUGCCGAAUGGCACCGCCAGGCGAGCAUCCACUACGCCACGUCGGGCCACGUGUCGCACGCCGCGUCGAACCCGGCCGUGGCCGCGCCCGAGUACCUGCAGGUGCAGAUGCCGGUGCCCCGCACGCCGCUGCCCGCCCUAUCUCGUCGCGCCGCCGAUGCGGCCUACAAUCCGCAGGCGGCCGACGUCAACGAGAUCAGCAGCCCGUACGUCUGA